Messenger RNA from Cladocopium goreaui, 9153 nucleotides. Lineage: Eukaryota; Dinophyceae; Suessiales; Symbiodiniaceae. The record is from the annotation of a GenBank genome assembly.
AUGUCCCCUUCCCCAUACCUUCGCCUGCCUGGGGAUGCUGGCACGAGAUUUGCCGGGGUCUUUCGCUCUUUGCGCAGCUUGGGCGAUUUGACGGAGGUGCAUUUGCUUGGUUCCACCCACACCAUGGUGUUUACCCAUUCAGUUCCCAAUGGAAUCUUCACGGUCUAUGAGGCCCUGGUGAGUGAAACAGAACCCAUUUUCCUUUGCUUGGAUUCAAGGUCCAUCGUUGUCCCUUAUGAGCCACCAAUUGGAUUCACCCCCAAGAUCAAGGAAGUUUGUGCUGGGAUGGGGGGAAUUGGACUGGGCUGCAUGAUGGCCCAUGGCACGAUCAUUGCAGCGCUUGACUGUUCUCCACUGGCAUGUGAGCACUUGCGCAUCAACCAGCAUGGCUUGGUGCUCUGUAGAGAUCUUUGUGACGAUCAGGCAAAAGGUGAAUUACACGUUCUUGGUGGCCAUGCUUCAACUUUGGUGGCAGGAUUUCCCUGUCAGCCGCAUAGUGUCCAGGGGUUCCAACGUGGAUCAGCCGAUCCUCGACACCGUGUGCUCACGGAGAUUUUGCGCACCGCAUACUUGCACAUGGUUCAGUGUCUCAUUCUUGAAUGCACCCCACAAGCCCAAUAUGAUUGUGGAGUUAGACAAGAGUUGGAAUCCAUUGCGCAGUUCAUGGGAUGGACUAUUCAUGACAUCACGCUCGCACUCAGCCAUCAAUGGCCCUGUCGCAGGCAUCGAUGGUGGGUCCUGCUUUGCCCUGCCGAGUGGCGAACCGCGUCAUUGCAAAAGUGGCCCAUUGCCGAGAGAUUCCAGACGGUGGAUUCCAUCAUGCCGGGCUGGGGGCUUUGGAGUCAUGACCACGAGCAACAACUGCAACUGAGCAUCAAAGAACUUCGUUUUUACUCAGAUCCAACAUAUGGUGAUGACCAACGCAUUUUGGGCAUGAAGGACAUGGCUGCGACUUUUUUGCAUAGCUAUGGCUCGGCUCUUGAAAAGUGCCCAUGUGGAUGUAGGGAUUCACCUUUUUCUGAACAAGUUCUUCGUGAGAAAGGUUUACGAGGUUGCUUUGUUGUUUCUAGAGCACAUGGACAACCACGAUACUUGCACCCCAUGGAGCUCUUUGCAUUGCAUGGCAUUCCACUCACGGUGUCCCAUCUUCCAGAUCUCCGGGCUGCCCUAUGUCUCGUGGGACAGUUGGCUUCCCCACUACAAGCUCUAUGGAUUUUCUCCUGUCUCAAUUCAUUGGCAGCGGGACACGAUGAUGUGCAGAUGCUGGCUCUUGCCAAUGACAGGCUUCAACAGGUGAAAAGGCAAAUGAUUAGGGAUCACUUUCAUGCCUUUCGGCACACGGAUGAUAUCCCGAGACAACUAUCUGUUGUGCUUCCUGAUGGGGAUCACAUUUUCAUCUUGGCAUCGGGAUCCACCACUGUGGCCCAAUUGCUCAGAGCAGAGUCCAUCACGUUGGCACAUGGCGAAAUGCUUCAUCUAUGCGAUGGUCCUCGUACUCUGCCAGACGACCAGAUCCUCUUGGAGCAAGGAGCCUAUGGCCCAUACUGCAUCCAAGUCACUCAAGGAGUCGAUCUUGAAGACCCCUUUGCUCAAUUUGCAGUGGUAUUCGAGUACGAUGGUGACACCCACUCAGCUACCUUGAGACCAGGAGCUUUUCUUUUUCAAGUCAUGCAACAAUGCGAUGUCACCGGCAUCAGCCACUUUGAGGACGAGCAUGGCAAGUACUAUGGUCUGGAUUACAAAGUAUGGGGCAGUCUCAGUCUCAGAGCUCACUCUUCUCCACUGACCACUUCGGCACACAUGGCUCUUGGACUUGAAGCCGCCAACCAACAUGGCCUUACUGAUAUGACCAUUUGGACAGCACUGGUCAGCAUCUGCAGAAGCAGCUAUGGACCUCACGAUGAGCCACCUCUGAUGAUCACUCCAUCGAUGGCUAGUGCUUUGCUUGCUGGUACCGCCACUGGAUUUCAGUGCGAUGGACUUCGUGCACUGUACCGGGCAAGCAACGGGAGCAUCUACUGCAUUUUCUCCACAGACAACCACUGGGUCUUGCUUUGUGCCCUUCAAGAGGACCGGAAGUUGACUUGGACUUAUUUCGAUGGAUUUCGAGCUUCGGUUCUCGCAGCAGCAUCGAGCUUGGCUUGGACUUUGAGCUCUUUGCUGCAACUUCAAGCUGACCCUGUGGAACCAUUCAGUCUGCAACCACAGACAUAUCCACAUACUUGCGGUACUGUGGCCAUCAUGCACCUUUGUUUAGCGAUUGGACUUGAAGGGCAUUUUGCUCCAGAAGCUGAACUCCACCUCCACAAUUUGCUGCUGCAACAUCAAGCUGCAAAAGUUCCCUUCCGGCCUUUGGGAAGAUCGGCGGACCUUGCUGAAAGAUUGGCCACUUUCCUCGUCGACAAGGGGGUGCCACAAGAAGCUGCCUCUUCAAGGGCGACCGAUGCCAUCAAGAUCCUGGGAGCACAAUCCAUUGCUGAGGCGCUUCAAACCUCCAACCCAUGGGCCGCACUCAAAGGCCUAGCCUCUCGACCCAACUCUCGAUUUCGAUGGGUCCAAGAACAAGAACUGAAAGCACACAUAGCUCAACAAGCUAGGACCAAACAUGGAGCUCACGUUCCCAAAGCCAAGCAGAAGAAGCAAGGAGCCACCGGCCACAAGGACAUUGCGCCGAUUGAUCCUGCUACGCUGCAGCUGAUCCCAGACACUUUCGUUGACGGUGAUGGAGAUGAACUGGAGCAAAUUCCUUUUGCUGCAGUUGGCCAAGACGCAACUGGUCUGGCUUUUUGCACCUACCAGGAGGCAAAACCUUUCAUCGAAGCGGCUGAGAACAUUAGCUCCACCACGCUUGGACUGCUGAUCAACUCGGAGAUCCCUAUGGACUUUUGGGGAGGAGCAAACAUUGUCCAUCUUUGUUUCCCGGCACUUUGCACAGUGACUGAUGAACCUUUGCUUCUUCGUGGAUCACUGCUGACUCUCAGUGAUGGGGCAAUCAGUCGCAAGGAACACACAUCUCCACAGCUUGAGGUCAUGGACACUGAGAUUCUCAAGAUCCAGGUGUGCCAGGAUGAGAUUCAACUUCCAUGGCAGCAAUUGACUGAUGGCCCUGUGAAGGCUUUGCUCCAAUUGGUGCCCCAACUACGCCUAUGUGGUGGCCGGCAGUGUGGCAAAGACUGUGCCUUUUUCCAUGCCCCCGUGGGUGAGUCUCUGCAAAGUGUCAUCAUGGACAUUUGGGCUCGGAGCUUCUACAAUCAGCAAGGCAAGACCACCAAGCCAGAGCAUGCACACUACUUCCAAGUGAUGCUGCGGAUUCCACAAGUGGCAUUGGAUUUUGUGCUACGAGUGGGAGCCCAUGGGGUCUACAUUGAGCCUCGCUCUUCUACCAGCAAGGGCCCACACCACGACUACAGCGUCAUCUGGCUGGCUGGCCAUGAUCGUGACCAAGCGUUGCACAAGCUCCGCACCUGCACCCACGGGUUUGCCCUUGCCAGACUGCACCAGCGAUACGGCAUCAGAGUGGCCAAGCAAUUUGAGAAACAAUCUCAUGAAGAACUACGACCAGAUGAUGAGUAUCUGGACAUCGCUGUCCGUCAGAUCUACACCAUCUUUCCGGUCCCUUAUGGGUUGCAGAGAUCACAGGUGGUGAAAUUGUUGGCGGCAUGGAAAUGGGCAGCAAAACCAUUGCAGCCCACCAAAGGCAAUCUGCAGGGGCAAGGUUGGACCGUGGGGGCGGAAGCCCCACCGCCAAACAAAGUGCUUCCAGGUUUUGGCCAGGACGUCCUCAUCACCCUUCAAAAGGAGAUGACAUCACAGCCAGUCCAAAGAUCCUUGGUGGCCUCAAACCGAACCAAGCGCUUUUUGAAAGAGGGCUCAGUCGCGAACAUUAGCUCUUCUGCUACAGAUCCUUGGCAUAUUGGCAACGGAGAUCCAUGGUCUUCUUGGCAACGAUCUUCCAACAGUGCCAUUGCAGCACCAUCCGCUUCCACUUCUCGAUUCUCGCAGAUCCAAGACUCCAUCAGGGAUGAGAUCCAGAAACAGGUCUCCAAAGCUCCACCUGGCCUGACGCCUCCUGAUGAGAUCAAGCGCUUGGAGGUCAACAUCGCUGAGCUCCAAGCACAAGGGACUCAAUUUCAACAUUGGUUCCAAGAAGCAGGACAUCGUAUGAACAGCACCGAAGCCCAACUUGGUCAACUUCGACAAGUUGUUGAGCAACAAGGUCAAAAAGUCACUGCACAGAUCGCAGAAAUACAGCAGGAGGUGGACAACAAGACCCAGAUCUUGCAGAGCACUUUGCAAGGUUCAGUUGCGGCCAUGACCAAUGACUUGUCCAAUGCCUUGGACAACAAGCUUAGCUCUCAGUUUGAUCGCUUUGAGGCGCGUCAGAACAAGAUGGCAAUUCUUUUUGCUUUGGCUCCUCAUGCCUUGGGUGUGGGCAGAUGGGCCGACAACCCUGGACCGGUCGAUCAGUUUGAGAAUUUGGAGAUGGAUUCCUAUGCUCCCGCUACCACCUCUUUUGUGAGGAUUGGGUGUUCCAAUGCUUGUGGCCUACGCGGCAAAGAAAGUCUGGCCCUGCAGCUUGGGAGCGGAAUCUGGUGCCUUUCUGAAACUCAUCUCACUUUGGCUGCGCAAAGAUCUGUUAGUUCCACCUUUUCACAGUUUGGGCAGAGACUGAAUAGAAGGGUACGGACCCAUUUUGGUGCACCUGUUGCCUUUCGCAGCAACUCAACUACGGCCGGCACUUGGAGUGGAGUGGGGGUGAUCAGUGACUUCCCUUCUAGAGAAGUCAUGCUGGCAAUGCAACAUGGAGAGCGAUCCUCAGGCCGACUGGUCGUCACUCGGCAUUUGGUUCAUCAACUUCCAGUCAUGGUUGCCUCUUGUUACGGUUUUCCUCAAGGUCCGACAUGGCCUGACAGCCGCAACCUGAACAAGCAACUUCUGGCCAGUCUGACCAAAGAAGUUAUCGUUGGAGGAGCUGGACCCAGAAUCAUCGCUGGUGAUUUCAAUUGCGAUGCUGGACGGAUGGAUGAGUUCCGGAUCUGGGAGAGCUACGGAUGGUCAGAAGUGCAAGUUCACGCCAACAUGUGUUGGCAGCGACCCAUUGUUCCUACCUGUAAAGGAGCCACAGUGAUCGACAUGAUAUGGAUGUCCCCAGAAGCUGCUCUCCUUUGCAGAAAUGUUGGCAACGUGAAUUUGUUCACCGAUCACACUACGUUGUAUGCUGACUUUGCCAUCCCGGAGCAAGCCGUGAACAUCCGCACAUGGCCCAAGCCCACCUCUAUUCCAUGGGACCAGGUUGACUUAGACCAAUGGCAUACCAAUUUGGCUCAUCAAACGCCACCUGUGUCGGCUGACUUUUCAACCACAGAGUUCUUUACCGAGUGGGCUCAGCAUUGGGAAUCAGCCCUGGAUGGAUGCAUGCUUAACCAUCCACAACGUCGCCUUGACAAGACCUAUAGAGGUAGGGCUAUUCGCACUAAGCCCAUGUUGGCACCUUCUGUGCCACCUAUGGCCAAAGCUUCUCGCCCUGGAGAAGUUCAACUGCGUUCGGACCUGGUUUCCUCUCAAGUUCAACAAUGGUUCAAACAGCUCCGGAGGAUCCAAAGCUACAAGCAUGCUGCUUUGGCCAACAAAGACACGUUGGAUGCUGAGGCAUAUCGCCUCAACCUAUGGAUGGCCAUUCGAAGAAGCAGAGGAUUUGAAGGGCAUUUUGAUGCAUGGUGGACACAGAGACGGCACAAAACCCCUGCUGCUCCAGAUAAGCUCCCACUUGCUCCACCGGACGGGAGGACCGCAGAGUUGAUCUUCUUGGACUUUAAGACCAACUUCGAAGCCUUCGAACGGUGGCACAUCAGACAGCGGCGCAAGCUUCUGCAAUUGAAGUACGACAACAGCUGCCAUCGUUUGUUUCAAGAGCUACGGCCCUCCCAGCGUGAUCAGAUUGACAUGCUAUGGCACACGCAAGAUUUCACCAUUCUUGCGGUUGACCAUGAUCACUGCCAAUUACACCUGGAUCAACCAGCCCUUGGACUUGAUGGCUGUGUUUGGUUUUUGCAUGAUGUCCAAGUUGAAGUACGGUCAGCAGAGGGUGAUCUUCUUACCAUGAGUUCUUCGCCACAGACGGUGGAACCAGGUGAUCUUUUGCAAUGCCAUCAAUACUUUUCCACCGUGGAUGAGGUGCACCAAGCCCUUUUGGCGCUUUGGCAACCUAGAUGGCAGCAAGCCAGCAUGGUUGGCACAGAGCAAUGGAAUCGCAUCAUAGGCUUCAUACAGGCCUACAUGCCAAAACACACAUUUCCCAAACCUCAGCUGACUCUGGACAAUUGGCGGUUUGCACUCGAUCAUUUUCCCAAACGUCCGGCAAGAGGGGUAGAUGGCAUUGAUGUUUGUGAUUUGAAGAAGCUGCCUCCAACCAUUACCGCCAACCUUUUGGACUUUUUGGGUAGUAUCAAUGGCACUGACCAACAUUGGCCGCAACAACUGCUUUUUGGAACAGUAGUCAGUUUGGCUAAACAAGCACAACCACAUUUGCCCAACCACUUUCGACCAGUGGUGAUUUUGGGCACGGUGUAUCGUACGUGGUCACGAAUGUGUGCGCUGCCAUUGCUUCGGCUUUUUGGCUCACUGGUCCCAGCGGCCGCCCAUGGUUUCCUGCCAGGACGUGAAUGUGCCCAAAUAUGGCUUCAACUGCAGAGCUUCAUUGAAGUUUGCAUUCAACAAGGCAUUGAGUUUUCCGGCUUUAGCACUGACAUUGAGAAGUGUUUCAACAAUGUUGGACGGGAUUCUCUCAUGGCAUUGGCCUCGCAUGUGGGAAUUGCUGAUGAGCUUUUGCUGCCAUGGAGGUCUUUCUUGGAUGAGUUUGUACGCUCCUUUCAGGUGCGCACGGCACUUAGUCCUGCUGCUCAUAGCAGUCAAGGCCUACCGGAAGGAUGUAGUUUGUCAGUUGCUGGAAUGGUUUUGAUAGAUUGGGCUUUUCACAUUUACCUGGCCGUGCUGAACCCUUCUGUCCAUGCUUUUUCCUAUGUAGACAAUGUUUCUGAAGCCGGGCAUCUGGUGAUGGAUGUGGUCAAGGCCUUCUUUUCUACCAUUUGCUUUUUCCAACUUUGGGGACUGACCCUUGACGUGGGCAAAACCUAUUUUUGGAGUACGACACCCGCUUCAAGAGACUUGCUGCGUCUUUUGGGUUUGACUCAACAGAAGGAAGCCUUGGAACUUGGGGGAAGCAUGACUUUUGAUGCCAUGCGGCGCAAUAGGCAAUUGCGUAGCAGAGGUGACCGCCUCCAAGACAAAUGGGAGCGACUUCGGCGCAGCCCGUGUCCUUUGUCUCAGAAGUUCACCGUGCUGCCCCUGGCUUUUUGGGCCUCCGCUUUGUAUGGGGCGGCAUCAUGCCCGGUGGCCGACAACUACAUCCAUCAGUUGCGACAGGCGGCCAAUAAGGCGCUACGUUGUAAACAAGCUGGAUCCAAUGCACUGUUGAGAUUUUCACUGAAUGAUCGCAUGGAAGCUGACCCGGGCUUUUUUCACCUGGUCACCAUUGUUCAGACAUUUCGACGAGUUUGUGGGCGUUCUCCUAGGAUUCUGGACUGUUGGCGACUUUGGUGGCAUUCCUAUGACGGGAAACUUACUCAUGGACCAUUUGGAGUUUUGAUGGAAAUUUUCAACAAGAUUGGAUGGAGCAUAGGUGUCCCACCUAUGUUUUUUGAUCGACAAGGGCAUGCGCAUGACCUGCUUUUGAUUUCUUGGCCUUUUCUGCAUCAUUUGCUUGAAGAAGCGUGGCUUUGUUAUGUGGCUUCGACAUUGACGCGCCCUUCAAUGCGCGCACUGCAGGACAUUGAUGGCUAUGUUUCUCGCUGGCGCAAUAGCUCUUUGACUCCCCUUCAGCGAUCAUUGCAGUCGGCCUUACAAUCGGGCUCUUUCAUGGAUGCGUGGACACAAGGCAAGUUUGACGUUACCAAAUCUCAAUUUUGUUCUCUUUGUUCCACCCCCAACUCACAUGAACAUGUUUUGGUGUGCCCCAAAUAUCGGGACAUCAUAGAGAAGUUUUCACUCACUGAUGAGCUAUCGCAACUGCCACGGGCUUUUUCGCAGCACUUGCUUUGCUCGCGCUCACCCUGGUUGGAUGGUCUCCGGACUUACUUCAUGGGCAUUGAGGACUCCACCGAGACCUUUGUCUCGGCACCUGUGGACGGUGGUCUUCAACACCUCUUUACGGAUGGGAGCCUCAUGAAAGAUGGAAGACUGGAGACACAUAGGGCGGCAUGGGCUCUCUACAAUGCUACGAGUGGCCAACCGGUGGCUGAUGGAUGGCUGGCGGGCCUUCCGCAAACCAUUGUUCGUGCCGAGAUUACGGCGCUUCUGGCGGCUCUUCGUUGGGCACUACAUUGGGGGCGCCAGGUGCACGUUUGGCUGGACGCAUUGGAAGUACACCGUGCUUUUCAACGCCGACUGGCUGGACUUUGCACAGAGAUGACGGACGCCAAUAGCGAUUUGUGGAUGGAGGUGGACUCUCUGCUGCAACAAGGGGCCUUGGCGAUGGUCACCUCAUCCUGGAUACCUUCACACCUCAACCAGAGGCUUUGUGAAUCACCCUUUGAAGAAUGGGUUGCCCAGAACAAUGGCAUAGUUGACGCAAUGGCAGUCAGACGAAAUGCGGAUCGACCCAUGGAGUUCCGACAGCUUUUGACCUGUCAAAAACAAUGGGAUGAACGCCACACCAGUUUGAUGGAUAGGCUUCGUCACUUUUACUUUGAAGUUUUCGAGCGCAACAAGGAAGCUCGAUCGAAGGCCAACAUCCACAUCAUGGUGGAAUCUAGCGAUGAUGAGAGUGAGAUCUCUCCGGUGCUGUUUCCUUUCCGGAACCCCAUGGAUGGAGGCUGGCAGCUCAGAGACAGACACACAUUGUUCGAAAGACCCACUGUAUCGUAUUUUUACAGUGUCAUUCAGAAAGUAUUCAGAUACUUAUGUCGACACUGUUGCGAGGGUGAGCCAAGAUGUCUCGGACUGAACAGGUCCUCACUUGGCAUUACCAUUCCAUUAGAGGGAAUUUAUUUGAGGCUUAACCAUCGUACGAUGGCAACUGUGCAUGAUUGCCUCUGCCUUUUCACCUCAGGCAGGCCAGUUCGUCGCUCCUGCGACCUGGCUCGUCCUUUAGCAUGA